Aspergillus udagawae is the source of this 972-nucleotide messenger RNA. RefSeq lists its product as uncharacterized. The transcript has a single exon. Lineage: Eukaryota; Fungi; Ascomycota; Eurotiomycetes; Eurotiales; Aspergillaceae. Gene Ontology annotation, molecular function: hydrolase activity. The record is from RefSeq and is a predicted model, not a curated record. The coding region runs from base 1 to 972 and encodes 323 amino acids.
AUGGCAUUCUAUACUCGCAUACGGCUUGUUACGAACCUUCCACUGUCUCCUGGCGUGCUCGGAGAACGUGUCGUUUCUAUUCCACCCGCUUCGAACAGUUGUCUCUACAGGGGGCCGCUUUCUGAUCCUGAGAUACAUCCGACCACCGUGAGUGGGACGUGGUAUCCAGCAGCGCCCCCUAAGUCGACGUCCCUAAGAGAUACUGCUCGCGAAGGUGGAGGUAUCCUGUUGCACUUCCACGGCGGCGGCUAUGUCAUCGGCAGUGGGCGACCCUUGGAUAGUGGGCACAUGGCAAAUAUUCUAACGCGAUACGUCACGCCCUUCGCGUUGUUCGCCGAAUACCGUCUGUCCUGCACUCCAGAUGGCCGGUUUCCAGCAGCUUUACAGGACGGAUUAUCAGCAUACUUGUUCCUGUUGGACCAAGGUGUGCAACCACAACAUAUUGUGCUUAGUGGCGACAGUGCGGGUGGCCACUUGGUUGUUUCCCUUCUACACUAUAUCGACGAGUUCCUUGCGCCAGGUAUAGUGAAACCUAGUAUCCAAGCGCCAUCGUGCGCCCUCCUCUGGUCUCCUUGGUUUGAUGUUGCUGGUGCAGCAUUUGCAUCCGAUGUUGCCUCUCGCCCUCGCUAUCACACUGACUACUUACCGGCAUCAUUCGCUGAGUGGGCUGUUGCCGCGUUCGCUCCGUUGGCCUCUGUCGACAGGGACAGUGAGUACGUGACCUUGCUGCACAGGCCUUUCAAGACGAAAACCAAAAUAUGGACACAUGUCGGUGCUCUCGAGUUAUUGUACGACGAGGUGAUUGAGUGGACCGAAGAAAUGCGACAGGUCGGAUGCGAUAUUUCCCUAAUGGUGGCAGAGCGUGCAUACCAUGAUGUAGUCGAGAGUUCCUAUAUCAACGGGUUCAAAGCGGAAAGCGAGAAAGCUGCGUGCCUGGCAGGAGAGUUUGUCCGGCGAGUCCUGAGUCCAUAA